Messenger RNA from Salarias fasciatus (jewelled blenny), 1343 nucleotides. Its product is annotated as protein ANTAGONIST OF LIKE HETEROCHROMATIN PROTEIN 1-like. The record is from RefSeq and is a predicted model, not a curated record. The coding region runs from base 132 to 1298 and encodes 388 amino acids. The transcript has 2 exons. NCBI's taxonomy places the organism in Eukaryota, Metazoa, Chordata, Actinopteri, Blenniiformes, Blenniidae.
UGGAGAGGGAGCAGCAACGCCGUUUACUGCUAUUGGCACUUGCGCUUCUGUUAUAUAUUGUUUUUCUCUGUCAGUGGCAGCGAAUCUUAAGGUUUCAAAAUGAGUCGUUGAGGGUCGAGAACAAUAUUUUGAUGCGCUGGAGAAGACGGAUGCGGGCUUCCAGACAAACCAGAGCGAGGCGAAGACUGAUUCUGUUGAACCGCGAAGUCCUCAUCUUCUGCCGAUAUCGGCGAACAGCCAGGAGAAUAUGGAUCUUACCACGCGCUCAGGACUGGUGGCAGCACAUCAGCACUACUUGGGAUGAUGGAGAAUGGCAGAAACACUUCAGAAUGAAAAGAGACUCCUUCAGUCUGCUGUGUGAAACUCUCCGACCCUGGCUUACAAGGAAGAACACAAAAUACAGAGCAGCAGUGCCUGUUGAGGCUCGUGUGGCUAUUUGUCUUUGGAGAAUAGUAACUAACCUUGAGUACAGAUCCAUUGCACAGCUGUUUGGUGUGGGGUUAUCAACAUGCUGCCAGAUCACCCAGGAGGUUAUAACAGCUAUCAAUGUUGUCAUGCGGCCCAAGUACAUCAAGCAUCCAUCUUCAGCUGAAUUCAGAGAGAUUGUGCAAGGUUUUCGAGACAGGUGGAGGUUCCCCCAGGUCGGGGGGUGUAUUGACGGGACUCACAUCAAGAUAAGGGCUCCAAGUAAUAACUCAGCUGAUUAUUAUAAUCGAAAAGGAGAUUAUUCAAUUAUCUUACAGGGUGUGGUGGAUCAUAGGCUAAGGUUUUGGGACAUAAAUGUAGGACGUCCAGGAAAGUUGCAUGAUGCCCGUGUUUAUGCUCUCUCCUCACUGUGUGAACGCGGAAAUGCUGGCACACUUUUCCCCAACAGGACUGAAAGAUUUGAAGGGGUUGAUGUGCCAGUUUUACUCCUGGGGGACUCGGCCUACCCUCUAUCAACAUGGCUGAUGAAACCAUACCAAGAAGGACCUGGAGUGACACCCGACCAACUGAACUUCAACAGCAAACUUUCAUCAUGUCGCAUGGCAGUGGAACGAGCAUAUGGCCGACUCAAAGGCAGAUUUCGUUGUCUUCUGAAAUUAAAUGAGACCCACAUCACUUUUAUUAGUCAGAUCGUGUCUGCUUGCUGUGUUCUGCACAACUUCUGUGAAGUUCACAACGAGGAAUACAUGGACAGGGAAGUUGAGGAAGCAGAGGGGGGAGAUGAAGAGGGACAGCAGCAGGGACCUCAGCAACAUCAUCAUCAACAGCACAUAAUCAGGGAUGCACUGUGCAGAUACUUUACUGCACUGUGAAAGUAAGGGGCAAUUUCUUUUUGUUAUGUUUGGUUUAGUGUUGUG